UAUCUAACCAAUGUAGUUAGUCAUUAUGAACAGACCAUACACAUAUAUCACAAAUGUCUCAUGUAUUGCACAAGUCUGAUCUUCCUGAGUUGAUAGCACUUGAAGACAAACCCAACGAUGAAUCUAUCAAGGUAGACGACGGAGGAAAAGGCAACGCUCAUUUUACAGAUGAACAUCAUCUUGUGUUACAUAAAGAUGGUAAGGUUGAUGAUAUAACCACAUUAUAUGAUCCGUGCAAGUUCAAAGAGAUUCUGGAAAAUUACAGCAAGCCAAUAGACCCUGAUCACCUUUUCGAGUGUCUCCCAAGCAAUCUUCGGCCAUCACGAGACGGUGAAGGUAGUGGCUUAGAGAAAGCCGACUAUUCGGUCCCAACAAGCAUCCCACCAAUGGUUUUGCCUCUGCUUCAUGGUUUAGCCCAACAGAUGGUUAAAGCUGGUCACCAGCAGCAACUUAUCAAAACUUACAGGGAUAAUCGUAGGGCAGUGUUGGAGCAGAGCCUUCACAAAUUAGGUGUCGAGAGAUUUAGCAAAGAUGAUGUUCACAAAAUGAAGUGGGAUAUCUUAGGCGCCAAGAUUAAGAACUGGAUCCAUUACAUGCGAAUAUCAGUGAAACUAUUAUUUGCUAUGGAAAAGAAAAUCUGCAACCAAAUAAUGGAUGGUGUGGAGCCACUCAGGGAUCAAUCUUUUGCUGAAAUCACAACAGUUUGUUUUGAUAUGCUUCUUAGUUUUGGAUAUGCUAUUGCCAUUAGCCGAUCACCUGAUAAACAGUUUGUUAUGAUAGAUAUGUAUGAGAUAAUGAGAGAGCUUCAACCAGAGUUUGAGUUGCUCUUUGGAAGCAAACCUUGUACCGAAAUGAAAGAAGAUGCACUGAAUCUGACAAAGCUAUUAGCUCAGACAGUGCAAGAAACUAUUGCGGAUUUCGAAGACGCUGUUGAAAUGGAUACGACUGAAACUGCUGUUAUAGAUGGAUCCGUACAUCCGCUAACUAGUUACGUUGUAACAUACGUCAAGUACUUGUUCGAUUACAAAUCGACCUUGAGGCUACUUUUUCAAGAGCUUGAUAGUGCUAAGGAUCCUGAUACCGAGCUGAAAUCUGCUAUAACGGGGAUCAUGAGGGCUUUACGGAACAAUUUGGAUGGUAAAUCAAGACAGUGCGAAGAUGCAGCAUUAACUCAACUAUUCUUAAUGAAUAAUAUGUAUUACAUAGUGAGAAAUUUCAAAAGGACUGAAGAAGCAAGGAAUUGGUUGGGUGAUGAUUGGGAUCAAACAUAUGGAAGAAUCGUACAACAACACGCACAGCGGUACCAGACAAUUUCUUGUAAUAAGCAUUUGCAGUGUAUCAGGGUUCAAUCGAGUGGGAGCAGUUCGAUAGAGGAUGAAAAUAUAACAAAAACAUUUGUAGAAGACAAAUUCAAUACUUUCAAUUCUCAAUUCGAAGAGCUUCACCAGAGACAAUGCCAAUGGAUAGUUCCGGACAUUGAGUUACGCGAAUCUCUCAGGCUUGCUAUUGCAGAGAUUAUUUUACCUCCCUACAAAUCGUUUCUCAAACGUUUCGGGCCGAUUGUAGAAGAUGGUAAGAACCCACAGAAGUAUAUAAGGUUCACUCCUGAGGAUCUUGAGCGAAUGCUUAACGAUUUCUUCGAAGGACAAAACUUGGAUUAAACCCAAAAUACACAAAUGUGAUCAUGUUUGUUUCCGUUACAUUCUCUAUAUUGGCUUUUAUUGAAGCUUAUGUGUGGACUUGUUUUCAUUUAUUGUUGUUGUGGUUUCCGUAAUUGUAAUAUUGAUGAUGUCAGAUAACAAACCUUGUGCAAGAUGGUUGAGUUUGAGAGUUUUAAUUG
This is a messenger RNA of Camelina sativa (false flax), 1840 nucleotides long. The record is from RefSeq and is a predicted model, not a curated record. NCBI's taxonomy places the organism in Eukaryota, Viridiplantae, Streptophyta, Magnoliopsida, Brassicales, Brassicaceae.